CCCCUCCGUCCCUCCCCCUCCGCACCUUCUUCCCGACCUCCCACUCACCUCCAUCCUCCCUUUCUUCACCUCCAUCCUCUCCCCCCUCCGUUCUCACUCUCCGUAGUCUCCCCCUUUCCUUUCCGCUUCCCCUCACUCCCGCAACCUCAACUUUUCCUCGCCUCUUCCCCUCCUCUCCUCCUCUUGCGUGACCUCACUCCGGCACACGCUCUCUCUCUCACCUCCCUCUCUCACGUCUACACUUUCGCGCAAAAAUGGCCGACUCCGACAUUGCCUCCCCUUCGUCCCCUGUGGACCACCAGGUUAAUGCGGUUCCUGAGGAGCUCACCCUCCGCGCUCUCGUUUCCACCAAGGAGGCUGGCAUAAUCAUCGGCAAGGCUGGUGCUACCAUCGCCAACGUUCGUGCGGUUGCCAACUGCAAGGCUGGCGUUUCCAAGGUCGUCCCCGGUGUCCAGGACCGCGUCCUCAGCAUCUCGGGUGACCCCGAGGCCAUCGCCGCCGCGUACUCCGAGAUCGCGCGCCUCCUCCUCGAGACGCCUCUUUCGGAUUCGUCCCUCCCUCCUCCCCCGGCGAUCGCCUUCACCUCGAUUCGUCUCCUCAUUAGCCACAACCUCAUGGGUACGGUCAUCGGUCGCCAGGGUGUCAAGAUUAAGCAGAUCCAGGAUAUGUCGGGCGCCCGUAUGGUCGCGUCCAAGGAGAUGCUUCCUCAGUCGACGGAGCGCGUCGUCGAGGUCCAGGGUGCUCAGGACGCGAUCAAGACUGCUGUCUGCGAGAUUUCCAAGUGCCUUCUCGAGGACUGGGAGCGCAACGUUGGUACUGUCCAGUACCACCCGGGUGCCGGCGGCGACGCCGGUGUGCUUGCUGGCGGUCUCGGCGCUCAGACGGUCACUGGGCCUACCGGCGGCAUCCGCCGUACCUCGAUGGGUGCCUUUAACGCUCAGCAGCCCAACUUUGGCGAUCGCCGUGUUUCGCGCGGCUCCAUCUCGGGUGGCACUGGCGAGCGUCGCAUGUCUGAGUCGCAGAGCACCCCUCCCCUCAACGACCCCAACCUCCGCACCCAAAACAUCUCGAUCCCCAGCGACAUGGUCGGCUGCAUCAUUGGCCGUGGCGGCUCUAAGAUUACGGAGAUCCGUCGUCUCUCUGGCUCGCGCAUCUCCAUCGCCAAGGUCCCGCACGAUGAGACUGGCGAGCGCAUGUUCACCAUUGUCGGCACGCCCGAGUCGACUGAGCGUGCUCUCAUGCUUCUUUACUCGCAGCUCGAGUCGGAGAAGGAGCGCCGCGUCAACCAGACCGUCGAUGGCAGUGACGCGUAAACAACUUUACGAGGGCAUUUCUGUGAAUACGUAUCAAGACACAGCUGUGACCCCUCCAUCUCCUUUGUGCCUGCCUCCCCAUCGUCCUUCUUUAUCGUACUCUCCAUCCUGAUCCUCGCUCAUGUGGUGGGGAAGUGAAUCUAUGG
This is a messenger RNA of Cutaneotrichosporon oleaginosum, 1459 nucleotides long. The record is from RefSeq and is a predicted model, not a curated record. Lineage: Eukaryota; Fungi; Basidiomycota; Tremellomycetes; Trichosporonales; Trichosporonaceae.